Molecule: messenger RNA, 3942 nt
Organism: Penicillium chermesinum
Lineage: Eukaryota; Fungi; Ascomycota; Eurotiomycetes; Eurotiales; Aspergillaceae
Product: serine/threonine-protein kinase
Exons: 10
Coding region: 1-3942 (1313 amino acids)
Biological process (GO): protein phosphorylation
Cellular component (GO): cytoplasm
Molecular function (GO): ATP binding; protein serine/threonine kinase activity
Source: RefSeq, a predicted model, not a curated record
AUGGUCACUCGUUCAGAUGGGAGUGAGGGGCAGCGGCCCAUCACCCCCUCCAGGACCCCCGGCACGCCCGUGAAACCCCGAUUAACACGUGUAGGAACGAGUCCGUCGAAGCGCGACCAGAAACCGAAGGACGACAAUGUUGUGAAAUCGUCGGCAAAGGAUGUGGCAGAACUGAAAGAUUAUCAAUUGGGUGAUUGCCUGGGAAAGGGAGCAUUUGGAUCGGUGUACCGUGCACUGAACUGGAAUACCGGGCAGACGGUUGCGGUGAAGCAAAUCAAGCUCACGGAUCUCCCUAAGAGCGAACUCCGGGUUAUAAUGCUUGAAAUUGACCUUCUCAAAAACCUGGAUCAUGCGAAUAUUGUCAAGUACCAUGGAUUCGUCAAGUCCCAGGAAACCUUAAACAUCAUCCUCGAAUACUGUGAAAAUGGAUCCCUCCACUCUAUCGCGAAGAACUUCGGUCGUUUUCCAGAAAACCUGGUUGGAUUGUACAUGUCGCAAGUGUUGCAUGGGUUGUUGUAUCUCCACGAACAGGGUGUCAUCCACAGAGACAUCAAGGGUGCCAACAUCUUGACCACGAAAGAGGGCUUGGUCAAACUUGCUGAUUUCGGUGUUGCAAGUCGGACAACUGGCUUGAGCGAGUCAAGUGUUGUUGGUACUCCAUACUGGAUGGCUCCCGAGGUCAUCGAAUUGUCUGGUGCAACAACGGCGUCGGACAUUUGGAGUUUGGGAUGCACAGUCAUUGAACUUCUUGAGGGCAAGCCCCCUUAUCACAGCUUGGCUCCCAUGCCAGCCCUUUUCCGCAUUGUCAAUGAUGACCAUCCUCCGCUCCCCCAGGGCGCUUCUCCGGCUGUGAAGGACUUCUUAAUGCAGUGUUUCCAGAAAGACCCCAACUUGCGGGUUUCAGCCCGGAAAUUGCUCAAGCAUCCAUGGAUUGUCAAUGCACGCAGGUCUGAUUCCGUGGUUCCCAAAAAAUCUACAGAAUAUGAAGAGGCUGUCAAGAGUGUCCAGGAGUGGAAUGAAGCUCUCAAAUCCCCAGGCACGGGUACAUCUAAGAAGCCAAACAGGUUUGACCAUGCCGGACCAUUGCCAACAGGCCGCAAUUCUCUCGUCGAUAUGCUGCCCUCCCCAAACACCACAAAACCUACUGAUCGCUUUCGUUCUGCUGAGUCCGCAGAAGAUGACAACUGGGACGAUGAUUUUGCAACUGCCAUAUCUCCUAGUGCACUGCAAUUGCCCCAUCUGCGACCACAUGAUAAUUUUGGUGGCAUGCUUUCCUCUGAGCGACUCAAGGCGUUUGCCUCGCUGGAUGGAACAAUUUUGCGGCCAGAUGACGACUUGGAUGAGUUUGAAGAUUCCAACGCUACUUCACAACAAGACAACGACCCUCUUCAAACAAUUCGACCAUAUUCAGCCAACCCAUCUCCCGCUGAUCCCUCUAAAACCCAAGGGUUGUCUAGACGCCAGUCAACUAAAGUCCCGUCAACGGCCCUGCAGAAUGUCCCAAUCCUGACUCAAUCCCCUGUACCACCAAUGAGACGACCUCGUCCCGCUACUCUCUAUAAAGAGAAUUCUGUAGAAGAUUAUACAGAUCUCAUCAUGGCUAAUGAAGAUGUCCUUGAUCGCAAACUAGCCCUGAUUCAAGAAGAUUAUGACCCAGAUUCCCCAAUUCGCGAGGAUGGAUACGAUCCUUUCAGUGACGAUCAUAGUGGGCAGCAUCCCCAACUUCGCAAGCAGCUGUCUGUCAAACGCGACCGUUCCACUAUCGAGAUUCAGAAAUUUGCUGAGAAUGAGAGUGAUGAAGACUUCUCAGAUAUUCUCGGUCAUGACGAAGGAAAAGUGGGCAAGCAAAAUGGCGCGAGCACCGACAGAGAUAAGUUAAUGUUGAACUCCAAGCUGUCGAACAACUCGUGGCUAGGAGAUCAGGAUGAUGAUGAUGAUCCCUUUGCGCAGCUAGAAGAGGGAUUUGACGAAAUGGACUUGGAAGCCAACAUCGCACGAGACAAAUAUGCGCGUCUUAGAAACCAAGUCGAGGGCCUGGUAGGCUCCUUGAAGACUUCGCAAGAUGAAGAUGUUCUGGCAGAGAUCUCGGAGCAGCUACUGACUAUCUUCUGUGACCUGCCUGAGACAAAGAACAUCAUUAUCAGUGCUCACGGGAUGUUACCUAUUCUGGAGAUUCUCGAUACAACACGGCGUCGGGACAUUGUCUUUUGCUUGCUUCGAGUUGUCAAUGCCAUCAUUUUCAACGACUAUGAAGUGCAAGAAAACUUGUGUUUCGUCGGUGGUAUACCCAUCGUCAACGAGUUUGCUUCCAAGAAAUACCCCCGGGAAAUUCGCUUAGAAGCCGCGGCAUUUGUCCAGCAAAUGUACCAGACAUCGACACUGACUCUUCAAAUGUUCGUUAGUGCUGGUGGAUUGAAUGUCCUGGUUGAGUUCCUGGAAGACGAUUACGAAGACGAAGGAGACCUAGUCUUGAUCGGAGUCAACGGAAUUUGGAGUGUGUUUGAACUACAGGGAUCAACUCCGAAGAAUGAUUUUUGUCGAAUUCUAUCUCGUAAUUCUGUGUUGGAUCCCCUUUCAUUGGUGCUCGGUCGAGUGUUGGAUGAGGAAGGUGAACUGGCAGAAAUCAUCGAAGGUCGGAUUGCAAACAUAUUCUUCAUCUUCUCGCAGGCAGAAAACCAUGUCAAGGAAAUGGUUGCCGAGCGCACCGUUCUGCACAGAGUUUUGAAAGAGCUAAAACGCAUGUCACCAACGCAUCAGAUCACCAUGCUUAAGUUCAUCAAGAACCUCUCCAUGCUCUCGACUACCUUGGACUCACUUCAAAAUUCGAAUGCGAUCGACGUUCUGACCGAGCUUCUCCGUUCAAACAUGAAACGGGGACACUUCAGAGAAGUAUCUAAUCAAAUCCUGAACACGAUUUACAAUAUGUGUCGCCUCAACAAGUCUCGACAAGAGGAUGCAGCCCUCAACGGAAUUGUGCCAUUACUUCAAAAAGUCGUCCAGACCGAACGACCGUUGAAAGAAUUUGCCCUUCCAAUCCUCUGUGAUAUGGCCCAAUCUGGAAAGGUCGGUCGUCGUGAGCUAUGGCGGAACAAGGGCCUUGCCUUCUACAUAUCUCUACUUGCCGAUCCAUACUGGCAAGUUACAGCCUUGGAUGCAAUCUUUACAUGGCUCCAGGAAGAAACUGCAAAGGUGGAGGAGCAUCUCUUGGACAACCGACAAGAUAAAACCUCUUUCACUGACGCUAUUGUCCGCUGCUUGACACUAUCCAAAGCCAAUGCAUUCGAGAAUAUCCUUGAACCUCUGCAGAAGCUUCUUCGUUUGAGUCCCCCAGUGGCGUCGACAUUCGCUCGACCCGAUCUUUUCGCUCGACUGAGACAAAAGCUUCACCACAAUAAAGCUGCAGGGGGGCUCCUCGUCUCGUAUGGACUGCUUGAUGCCAUCCGGGAACUUGAAAACGAUCCAGCCAUUCUCGUGCGAGAUAUGGCAGGAAAGUUAAUUCAGUCAAACGAACUUAGCGAGUCAUUUGGCCUCAAACGCAGACCCACAAGCCGCAGGAAAAGCACAUCUACCACCCCACCGAACCCCUUUGCUAGCUCUACACCAUCAACCCCUUCAUCAAGUCGCUCCAGUCAAUCCCGUGCCGGCUUUGAGGGUAGAGAGACUCCUCGGCAUCCUCGCAAUGCUCUUAGCCAACCCUCUCUCGUCUUGCGACCGGGAAGUCGAGAUGGCAGUGUCUCGGCUCUCGCCUCUGCGGCUACUGGUAGCUCCGCGGCUGCGCGACCUCGCCACGUGCGUGGUAUGUCCAAUCGUCUGUCAUAUAUGGAAAGCAUGCACGACGACGAAAGCAAACCUCCAACUCUUAGUCGGAGACCCUCAGUCAUUCCGCGCCGGCGACGCCCUACAUCUGUGGCCGAUUCCGAAUGGACAGGAUCUGGCCUUUAA